Molecule: messenger RNA, 1062 nt
Organism: Talaromyces amestolkiae
Lineage: Eukaryota; Fungi; Ascomycota; Eurotiomycetes; Eurotiales; Trichocomaceae
Exons: 1
Coding region: 1-1062 (353 amino acids)
Biological process (GO): allantoin catabolic process
Molecular function (GO): ureidoglycolate hydrolase activity; ureidoglycolate lyase activity
Source: RefSeq, a predicted model, not a curated record
AUGGCGCCCACCCUCGUUUCCUCCCCACCAACUCUCCGCAUAAACCCCGAACCUCUCACCCCCCAAUCCUUCGCCCCGUUCGGCACCGUCAUCACAACCCCGUUCCCACGCGACCUCCUAGGCGCACCCAACAACCUGCCCGCCCUCAAACUACCUCACCGUGUCCCCGCAACACCCGUCUAUGCAAAUCAAGGCUCCGCCGUGAAAAUAAGCCCCAUUGCGCCCCUGGCCAAUGGGUACGAGAAUGCGUGCCCAAGCGGCAAAGCGGCGCAGGCGAGAUUGAGUAUGUUUGCAUGUUUCCCGAGGAAAUUGCGGAGGGAGAAACAGAGUGGUCACCGACAGACUGCUAUCGAUAAUAUUUUGAACGGCAAAAUGAAUGAAACACAACAAGACGACGGAGAUGCGGAAGAGGCCGGUCUCGAAGGGCCAGUUUUCGAUGUGCGGAUCCUCGAACGGCACCCUUACACAACGCAGACGUUCAUUCCGCUUGAUUUAUCGAGUCAAAAACGGGUGUUGCGGGACCGCGUGCCUGAUAAAAAGAGUCACGACUGGAAGGGCUACGGCGAAGGAGACGUGGGCAUGACAUUAGACGGAUCAGCGGAACAGGACGAAGAGCAGGAAGAGCCUAUAUUCUUGGUCAUUGUUGCGCCGACCCUCAAGGGACAGUCUGCUGCUGCUACGUCAUCAUCAACAAAAAAAGAUGCUGUAGCUGCAGAUCCUACGAUGAUAUCGACGAUUGGCACGCUGUCCGACCCUGUGAAUGAAGGGACUGUCGAUUCGAAUCGGGUCUUGAUUCGUGAUCCGCCCGAUCUCGAGAAUCUGAGAGCUUUUAUUGCGCGUGGUGGACAGGCGGUUACUUAUGGUCCGGGUACGUGGCAUGCGCCCAUGGUUGUGUUGGGGCCGCGACGAGUCGAUUUUGUGGUUGUGCAGUAUGUGAAUGGUGUUGAUGAUGAGGAUUGUCAGGAGGCGGCUUUCAAGGAUGGGAUUGUGGUUGAUUUGAAGUCAUUGAAUGAGGAGGAGGAUGAGUUUUGGGAUGAUUUGAAAAAGUUGUCUAAACUCUGA